AUGGCGCAUCAAUCAGCGCGAGCUUCUUCCACAGGUGGGCAGGGAGGCCAGUUCCACUUGGUUACAGCUCUGCAGCCGCGUCAGCUGAGCAGCGGGCAAAGGCAAAGCGGCAACGUCCUGGCUGGCGAGGGAGGAAGCGCGGGCUGCCAGCCGCUGGGAGACGCGGCCCCGGCAGCACCUAGAAGCCGCCGCCGGCGCCCGCGGACGCGGAGGGAGGCAUGGCAGCUCCCCGCUCGGCUGGGAGUGGGGCGCACGGCCGCUAGCGCGGGAGGGGAGGCUCGGCGACGGUGCCGUAGCCCGGCCUCGCGGGGCGGGAGCUUCGUGCCCUCGUCCUUCUGGCCCCAGCGUGCCCCGCUCAGGCGUCCCGCGGCCAGAACCCGGGCAGCUGGCGCACUCCGGGGUGCACCCCCGAGGAGGCGAGAGGAGGCGAGAGGAGCGAGGCUGGCGAGGGGCGGGGGGGCAGGGGUCCCGCUCCGGGCCCGGGCGGUGGGGCGGGGGGAGGGCUCCCGAGGUGCUGAGGGCUGGGCGCGCUCGGGGCCGCGAGUUGCUAGGAAACAGCCCCACGCUACCCAGCGCCUCGCCCCGGCCGCCUGCAGGCGCAGCGGCGGCUCCGGCGGCGGCGGCGGCGGCGGCGGCGGCAGCAGCGGCGGCAGCAAGAGCUCCGAGCAGCGUGGGCGGGACAUUGGCGUGCUACUUUAUUCUACACAGCCAGAAGUGCUGGAGACUGAACACUCAUGGACCCUGUCUCAACUGAGAACUGAUCUAAUGGGAACAGAGUUAUAA
Messenger RNA from Nyctereutes procyonoides (raccoon dog), 783 nucleotides. Its product is annotated as translation initiation factor IF-2-like. Bases 1 to 783 code for a protein of 260 amino acids. The record is from RefSeq and is a predicted model, not a curated record. Lineage: Eukaryota; Metazoa; Chordata; Mammalia; Carnivora; Canidae. The transcript is spliced from 2 exons.